AGUUCGAGUUGAGCGUGCGUCGGCAUUGGCAGCAAAAUAGUGUCUACCUCUUCCGAAACGGAAAAUAUAAAUAAUAAAAAAAUACAACUCACAAUCAGUCAAAAACACAAAAAAUCAGUGGUGUGACGUAUUUUUUGUGAGCCGAAUUCAAACCAUUUUGCUUGCCCCUUGCAACUUGCAGCUGAACGACUGAAAACUCCCACCAGCAAAUUGGCGCCGCCUACUAAUCUGGAGCCCUAUACGAUGGCUGUCAUAACGGAGCAUGGCAGCAAUAAUAAUAAUAUCAAUAAUCUCAAUCACAGCAAAGUUGCCAGCACUGCCGACACCGCAACCAAUCUCAAUCAUCGACAAUUGAGCACGGCAUUGAAUGUGCCCGAGUUUUUUGCUCACAAAAAUGUAUUCGUAACUGGUGGUACAGGAUUCUUGGGAACGGUAUUGAUUGAAGCCCUCUUGGAUACACAUCCUGAUAUUGGGACCAUUUACGUAUUGGUUCGAGGCAAACGCAAGUUUGAUCCCAAUGAGCGUAUAAAUCGUUUACUUCAAAAACCCAUCUUUCAAAAAUACAAUGAGAAAACUCUGGCCAAAGUUGUGCCCGUGGUGGGUGAACUUAGCGAACCAAAUUUCAAUUUCACUCCGGAAUUACUCGAAGAGCUUAUCGAUAAUGUCAAUGUGAUUUAUCAUAGUGCAGCAACCAUUAAGUUUAGUUCGCCACUGCGAACGGCCAUACGUACAAAUCUAACGGGAACUAUGCGGACCAUUGAAUUGGCCAAGCAGCUGAAACAUCUCUCGGCCUAUAUCUAUUGUUCGACGGCCUUUUGUAAUAGUAACAAUCGCGGACUGAUUGCCGAAGAGGUAUACAAGUCACAAUUCGAUCCAUACGAGAUGAUGAAAAUGGCCGAAGAUGAUGAUGCAUGGAUCGAUUUUACAGACCAAAAAUGCAAAGGCUAUACAAGAGAUCAUCCAAAUACAUAUACGUUUACGAAAAAUUUAUCAGAGAAUCUAUUGAUGGCGGAAAUGUCGGGAUUGCCAGCUGCCAUAGUAAGGCCAUCAAUUGUCUAUGGCACUCUGGAGCAUCCGAUGAAAGGCUGGGUGGGUAAUGCCAAUUCUGGACACUUGGGUUUCUUGGCCGGCUUUGUAAAGGGUAUCUUUCGGACGAUGUGCGGACGAGCAAAUGCCGUAAUUGAUAUCAUACCAUGCGAUUAUGUUAUCAAUUCAUCUCUGGUCAUGGGCUGGUAUGUGGGUACACGGCAUUUGGAUAAGCCCGAGAUUAUACACUGCACAUCGGGUGAGGUCAAUCCGUUGACUUUAUCCGAGUUUUGUACAAUCAUUAACGAUAGUGUGGAGCGACAUCCGCCCAAUAGUUUUGUAUGGAAGCCAGCGACAAAAUUACGUAAUGGUUGGCGUUAUAAUCUAUUCUUCUAUCUAUUCCAUUUGCUACCCGCUAUGAUUUUUAUCAUACCGGAAAAGCUCUUUGGUAUAGGAAUGCCUCAGCAUACAGCCUACGAAUAUAUGCGUGUGUUCCAAAAGGGCACAAAGGCCUUUGAUUACUUCCUGGACAAGGAUUUCCGUUAUUCAUUGAAGAAUGCUUUGCGUAUAUCAUCUAUAAUGCAUGAGAGUGAUCGUAAGCGUUAUAAUUUCGAUGCCAGUCUGUGCGAUUGGUCGGAAUUCAUAGAUCGCUGUCUCAUUGGCAUCAGGCGUUUCUAUUUCAAGGAGUCGGCGGUAACCACACAAUGGCAUCGCAAUCUCUGGAAGGCCUUCAACAUUCUUCACUAUGCUGGCUUUGCUGCCAUCUUUGCCGUUCUUUACUUCUCUCUCACAUCAUUUUUGGGCCUACAAAUUGGCCUGACGUUGGCCGUUCUUAUCUGGGGUUUCUUGGUCUGGUUGUAGGAUAAAUUGCCUAUAACAUUAAUGUGCAAUAUGAAUACAAAUAUUUUUUUUUGUUUUAUAUCAGAAUUAGAAUUUUCAUUCUAUCGUCACAAAAUUUUUGUAGUUGGUUCCGUCGUCUUUGUUGCCCAUUCUUUGUCUUAUUGUUAGUAAUUUUUUUUCUUUUUAAUAGGGUAUUAUGUAUUUUUAUCGUUUAAGAAUUUUUGUAAUCAAAAAGUACAAGUCAGACAUACACAUUACACAGAUUAUGAAUUCAAAGCAACAAUGCAAAUUAGCCCGAAACUUAGUCACAUUAAUAACUGAAUAAUAAUCAAGAUUGUAGAUUUUGUAACUAGGUCCUCCACCUCAUAUGUAGACAUAGUCAAAUAGUCAAACGUUUUGUCCACUUGUAAAUUACAAAAAAUUAAAAAAAAAAUAUAUAAACAUACAUAUAUAUAUAUAUAUGUAUCUAAAUAAUAAAAUAUGUAACUGUAACUAUUAUUCAAAUAAAUAUGACAAUUUAAAUAUUAAGUUAA
This is a messenger RNA of Drosophila willistoni, 2399 nucleotides long. Its product is annotated as putative fatty acyl-CoA reductase CG8303. Bases 244 to 1887 code for a protein of 547 amino acids. Gene Ontology annotation, molecular function: alcohol-forming very long-chain fatty acyl-CoA reductase (NADP+) activity. The record is from RefSeq and is a predicted model, not a curated record. Lineage: Eukaryota; Metazoa; Arthropoda; Insecta; Diptera; Drosophilidae. Gene Ontology annotation, biological process: long-chain fatty-acyl-CoA metabolic process. The transcript has 6 exons. Gene Ontology annotation, cellular component: peroxisome.